Molecule: messenger RNA, 4510 nt
Organism: Micropterus dolomieu (smallmouth bass)
Lineage: Eukaryota; Metazoa; Chordata; Actinopteri; Centrarchiformes; Centrarchidae
Gene: ulk4
Product: unc-51 like kinase 4
Exons: 37
Coding region: 235-4359 (1374 amino acids)
Biological process (GO): protein phosphorylation
Molecular function (GO): ATP binding; protein kinase activity
Source: RefSeq, a predicted model, not a curated record
UCGGUUACAACCCGUUGAAACCAACACAACUUUUACAAUAAACCCACGUGUUUCUUGAAUCGUAUACAUGUAAUAAUAUUUUAGAAUGACAUAUACACUUCUUUAUACAUAUGUAAUAAAUCUGGUGAGUAUAUUUAGCUUUAAUCCCAUUUGAAGACUUCCAAGCCCCCCUCCUUGCAGUGUGAAUUCAGUGGCCCAUUACUCUUCCGCCAACAGUGGGUAGUUGAAGAGUGGAUGGAGAACUUCAUCCUGUAUGAGGAACUUGGGGCAGGGAGAAGCUCUGUUGUCUAUAAAGGACGAAGGAAGGGCCAUCUCAGCUAUGUAGCCAUCAUCUGCGCGGACAAAGCCAAGAGACCUGAGAUUACUAACCAUGUACGUCUCAGCCAUGAUCUGGAUCAUCCAAACAUAGUAUGCUUCUAUGAGUGGUAUGAGACAAGUAACCACCUCUGGUUGGUAGUGGAGCUCUGCACAGGUGGUUCCCUGGAGUCUGUAAUUGGUCAUGAUGGAUGUCUGUCAGAAGAUGUGGUGAGGCGGUUUGGAUGGGACUUGGUCAAAGGACUGAAACACAUCCAUAAAUUAGGAAUCAUUUUCUCUGACUUGACCCCUGCUAAGAUCCUACUGGAUGGUAGUGGCAUUCUGAAGUUUGGUAACUUCUGUCGGUCCAAGGCAGAGGGAGAGACACUGGAUGAUUUCUUCACCUUGCUCUCUACAUGUGAGGAGGCGGGGGAACGAGAUAACAAGCAGAAUCUUGAUAACAUGAAGAAAAGAUUACAAGGUUCUCCAACUUACAGCGCUCCAGAAGUUUUGCAGGGAUCAGAAACCAAUAUGAGCUCUGAUCUCUGGGCUAUGGGUUGCAUACUUUACUACAUGUACACUGGUAAACCUCCGUUCUAUUCUGAUAGCUGCACUGAACUGACAGAGAUGAUUUUACAUCAGGAACCACCACCACCUAGACAGACCGUGUAUUCAGCCAGUCCUCCCAGUGAGGAUUUCCAGAAUCUUCUGAAAGGCUUGCUCAACAAAAACCCCGAUAAGAGGAUGAACUGGUCAGAGUUGCUGGACCACCCUUUCUGGACACAAGUGCUAAAGGGGGAAGAGGAUGCAGAUGAGGGAGAAGAGGAGAAUGAAGAAGAGGAUCGGGAGGGAAACAAUGGCUGUGAGGGGGUUGGUUCAGCUAGCUUGAGACACACAAGGAUCCCUGACCCUUUCCCUCCAGGACAGACAGACGAGCUUGCCAACAGUCCCUCUGCAAUCACCCAGCCAGCCCAUAGGAUUUCUAAGAAACUAAUAUCAUCACAGACAACAACUGUAACAACUGACAGAUGGACUGAUUGCCAACAAGCUGUCAGAAACACAACCUGUGGAUCCUUAAGGAAGGGAGGAGGAGGGGGGGAGGCAAAGAAAGAAUAUGACCCCAAGCUACCUGGGGCCCAACAGAUGUACCACACACUGCAGCCCAAUAAAUCAUUCACAAUAGAUAACAUAUCAGAGUUCAGGCCAAAGAAUGGAGUGGAUGAGGACAACACUGAGGCCAUUUUUCUGCUCAGCUCCUGUGCCAACUCAAGGAGGAGCUGCAGUAUCCCAGACUCUCCAAACCAGACCCCUGCACCUCAGGGCAGUACUGGUGUUAACAUUAAAUCCUGUGUGAAAGCUCUUCUCCAUACUGACUCUGAUCUGACUGUCACCCCAAUCAUGGACAACCCCAAGAUUCUUAAGAGUUCUCCUGUGCGAUUUGAUCCCAAAAUCCUUUGUGUACCAGCAUAUUCAGUUGAGAAGCUGCACUCCCUGAGUGAUGAAGAGUGGACUGUCUUCCUCUUGCAGCUCCAUUCAUCCCUUGAAGAACAGAACCCCUCCGCUCCUCUCUCCUCCUCCUCCAUAGCCCCUCCUCCUCCCUCCACAGUGACUCGCUCCAGACUCAACCUGCUGUGCUACCUCUGCUGUGUGGUUGGACAUAACGUUAUUGCUAACAGGCUGAUUAACUCAACCCUGCUUCCAGUAUUGACUCAGCAGUUACGACAAGCUCCUAACUGGGAUGUGCGGAGCAAGGUCCUCAGAGUGAUGGGUCUCCUGGCUCUGCAUUGUACGGAACUCGGAGAGGACAGUCCUGUUUCUGAGGCAGUGUCCACACUAACAGACCUAUUGAGAGAGAACCUGAGAAAUAGUAAAAUAAAGCAGUUCUUGCUGCCACCACUCGGGGAGUUCCUCUACCUCAUCGCCUCUCAGGAGGAGAAGAGAGGCUCCCCAGAGGGAUUGUGGUUCGUUCCCGCUGCCGCCUACACUGGCUUAAUGAGGAGCCUGCGGGAAGGGGAUGAUUCCAUAGUUCAUCACAUGGCUGCAAAAGCCAUAGAGAACAUCUCCACCACUGUCUCUGGCCCCUCCCAUCACCUGGUUACCACAGAGAUAGGCUCCGCCCUGUGGUACCUGUUCACUCACUCCACAGUGGAGGCUGUCAGAGUCACUGCCAUCUCAUCUCUUUCUAGGUUAACCCGGGUGGUCCCAGCUGUCUUCUCGGCAGUGAUUGACACCUGUGGCCCUGCGGCCAUCUUGGAGGGCAUGGGCGGAGCAGGAGCCAGGGUCCAGCAGCACCUGCUCACUGCUAUGGCCACUGCCCUAUUCACCUCACGCACCCAAACGCACCGCGUCACACAGAGCACGGAUUUGGUGUUGCAAGUGCUGCGUUGUCUAGAGAGUCCAUCCACUGUAACAAGAGCCAAAGCAUUACUACUACUAAUUCUACUAAUACAGGACAACACACACACUCUGCUUUACUGCUGUCAACACAGACUUGUGAUGUACCUGGAGAGAGAUCUGCGCAAAGCAACUCCCCUCAGAGAGAAUCCCAGCCAAUCAGGAUACCUGUCUCAGUGUCUGGAUUUACUGAUUGUGAAUCUGAGUAGCACUGCACCACUGAUACUGGAGGAAGUCUUAUGUGCUUUACGAGGUGUGAUCGGGAGGAAACACCCAUCUACAGCUCAGAGCAGACAGCUUAAACACACUUUGCCUACCAUGUCUGUAGUGCUGGAACUCCUUUCAUCACAGGUCUUUAGAUCUCAAAUUGUAACUGAAGAGUUUCUAGCUCAAAUUGGAUUGCUUCUGAACUAUAUAGCAUCUAUAGAGUCCAAUGAAACAAAUCUUGCCAGUGCUUUGGGUGCAGCAGUAUGUGAGGAAUUGAUUAGGACCUCUCUAUCCAUUGUGGAGGUCCUGAGUCAGCACCAUGCUCUCACCAUUCCACAUCAAGGUGUUGUUGUGGACGCCAUUCUGCCUCCUCUGACAACACUGGCUUUUAGCAGAAAUGUGGAGUGGUCUGUGUUUGUUUUGAGGGUGCUGUCCGAACUCAGUCUUGUCCUGCUGGUCCAGGAGAGUGAUGUAACUGAGGAAGAUGAUGAGACAGAGGAAAAGAAAAAGAGAAGAGAGGAAGGAGGAAGGCCAGCAGAUGGAAGCGGCGAUGGAAGCUCCUGUAGUCAAAUCUUAGCUCUCAUCACUGAAUCUCUGCUUCCAAGGUAUGAGACUCUUCUUCGAGCAGCAGAACCUAUCCCACUCUACGCCCUCAAACUACUGGUAUCGAUGACUGAACACAGCAUGCAGAUCUGCAGGUUGAUCAAACACAGUAGGAUCCUACCAUCCGUCUUUCAACUCAUUAUGGCUAACAGUAGUAAUGUUACCAGUGGGAUGGUCCAGAAUGCAGUCGCCUUGCUGUGUAAUCUUAGUGGAGAUGCAGUCUUGGACCUGGAUCCGCUAUACAAACAAGGUCUAAUAGAGGUGGUGGUGAGCACCCUCUCAGAGGCUGCACUAUUUCACCUGGAUGGAGAAGGGCAUGGGAGGAAGGUCAGCCAUCUUGUUUUACAAGCCCUUCUGGAGCUGCUUCACAACAUCUUAAAACAAACAUCUGUUGUUGUCCGCUCCGCACUGCAGAGCCAGAGGCUAUCUUGUCCAGCAGCAGCGAUGGAGGCAGCAGAGAAGCUGCUCCUGGAAAACCGACCCCUGAGCCAACUCAGCACACACCUCAUUCACACGCUGUCCACUGAAAACCAGGAGGUUUGGGAGGAGUCUAUUCAGUGUCUGUCCCUACUUGUCCAGCUGUAUGGAGGGGAGGGUUGUGACUGCCUGUCACCUUCCUGCUUGCAAAACUUUUCACACGUGCUGCACACACACAUGCACACUGGGACUCCCCGAAUCCAACGCACAACACUUAGGAUCAUCAAACGACUGGUGCAGACUACAGAGCGAUCCGAUUGGUUAGAAUGUACCGAAGGGGCGGGGCUACUGAGUCUACUGCAGGAUAUAACUACAUCCAACAGGUGUCAUGCCGAUGUGAUUCCACUUGCUGCUGAAAUCCUCCAAGAGAUCUCUGGAUCCUAAAAGCUUUUAAUCUCCAAACCUUAAGAAAACCUGAACCAUUUCAGAACUUUAAAGGUACUUGUGAUUGUUAGUCUGCCUCUCUGAAUAAUCAGCUAGAAGACUGUUCUUUCAAAAUUUUGUCAGUUUUGGAAUAAAAUGUCUUUAGACAUUA